AUGCUGAAGCUCUUCCAGGCGGGUGGCGCCCAGAACACCACCUUUGCCAUCCUGUACAUCGUCAACGUCGUGAUCUGGGGCCUGGCGGGCGUGGGCAGCUUCUUCACGCUGGGGGCCGCCAUCGCAGCGUACCGCCGCGGCGCGGGGCCGCGCCGCGACUAUGAGGCGCGGUACGGCCCCUCGGAGCUGGCCACUGUCUGA
Molecule: messenger RNA, 201 nt
Organism: Monoraphidium neglectum
Lineage: Eukaryota; Viridiplantae; Chlorophyta; Chlorophyceae; Sphaeropleales; Selenastraceae
Exons: 2
Coding region: 1-201 (66 amino acids)
Source: RefSeq, a predicted model, not a curated record